CGCCCGGAAGGAGCCGGCCCGCCCGAGCGCCCGCGGCGGCUGAGUCAGGCGGGGACCAUGGGGCGCCUGAGCCGGGAAGCCUGGGCCCAGCGCCUGGGCGCCUUCCGGGCCAGCCCGUCCGCCUUCAUGGCAGGUCCCGAGGGUGAGGAUCUGGGUCGUGACCUGCUGAGCGACCUGAGGAGUGAGAAGCUCAGCGAACAGACCAAGGUUUCCUUGCUGGUCCUGAGCUUGGAGUACCCAGCCCAGCUGUGGCCGGACGCCCCUGCGGCCGAGGCAGCCGCCAGCUCCCUGUUGGACACCCUGGUGCUUUUACCCCCGCGGCCCUCAGCUCUGCGGCAGCCCCUGCUGCUGGCGGCCACCACAGCCCUGGCAGCAGGAGGUGCGCUGGGCCCCACCUCGGCGGCCUCCCGCCGGCUCCUGCCCUUACUGCUUGGCUUGGCCUCCGGCCGAGAUCUGGGGCGAGGCUUUGGCCCCGCCUCGGAGCAGCGCCCCCUGCAGGCCACAGCGUGCGAGUGCCUGCGGGAGCUGGAGAGCUGCAAGCCCGGGCUGCUGGGGGGCUGCCUGGGGCUGCUGCGGGGCCUGCUGGGCCAGGAGGGCCCGGUGGGCCCGGUCCAGCCACUCAGCCUGCUGCUGGCGCUUGCUCUGCGCAACACGUUGGUGACACAGGCCAGGGCCGGCGCUGGCCUGCAGGGCCUGCUCGUGGCCGGGGUCUCUCCUGCUGGAGCCAGUCCCUGGAACUGGACACUAGCCGAAGACGGCGAUGCCCACCUUCAGCCCCAGGCACCCAGCUGGCUGGCAGCUGAGGAAGGGGAGUGUGGCCUCGCAGCACUAGAGCCCAGUCCUGAGGAGGCCCGGGAGCUGCGAGCUGCGGUGGCCCAGCUUCUGGACACCUCCUACCUGCUCACUCCCGUGGCCCAGGCCCAGCUUCUCUGGCUGCUGGGCUGGGCCCUGCGGGGUCUUCGGGGACAGUUGCCAGUGCUCUUCAAGACGCAGUUGGUCCGGCUGCUGGGCACAGCACAGCUGACGCUGCUGCACGCUGUGCUGGCACUCAAGGCGGCCUUCGGGGAGGCACUGUUCACGGCCCAGGAUGAGGACUUGCUGCUCCGCCGUCUCACUUUGGCGGCCCAGCACCCGGCCCUGCCCCCGCCUACCCACCUCUUCUACCUGCACUGCCUCCUGAGCUUCCCUGAGAAUUGCCCACUGGGCGCCACGGGUGAGGAGGCUGCCCCGCUGCUGCUGCGGCCCCAGCUGUGCCGGGGCCUCCUGCCCAGUCUCCUGCACGACCCCAUGGCUCUCCUGGCCCGUUUGCAUCUGCUGUGCUUGCUCUGUGCUGAAGACGAAGAAAAGGACGAGAAAGGCCAGGGUCAGAGCCCCCAGCGCUACUUAGGGGAACUGCUGGCCGGCCUGCGGCAGAGGGCAGCCCUGGACGGGGGCCCCCGGGCCUUGGCCACUCUUUGCUUCCAGGCCUCGUAUCUGGUUGCUCACUGCCUGGCCGGGCAACCUACGGUGAUGACAUCCUUGACUCACGGACUGGUCCGGCUGUACCGAGACCGGCCUGUGCUGGCUCCCCAUUUUGUGGACCUCUUGGAUCGAGUGGGCCCUGAGCUGGGGGAGCCCCUGAGGGUGGCGUUGCGGCAGGAGGUGGUCUCCAGGCCAGGCAAGGAUGAGGCCCUUCGCUGGCACCUGCAGAUGCUGGCAAAGGUGGCAGAUCGGGGUGCCCAGAGUGGCACCCUCCGCUUCCUGCAGGCUGCAGCCGCCCACUGCACAGACUGGGGCCUCCAGCAGGCCCUGCUGCAGGUCUGCCGGGCCCUGCUGCGGGCGGGUGUCAGGGGAGGCCUGGCGGACUUGCUGCAGGCGCUGGCCAGGCAGCUGGAGGACCCUGAUGGGCGGGACCACGCCCGCCUCUACUACAUCCUCCUGGCCCACCUGGCAGCGCCAAAGCUGGGAGUGGCCCUGGGCCCCUCACUUGUUGCACCUGCACUGGCCUCUUCCUUGGUGGCCGAGAACCAGGGCUUUGCCGCAGCGCUGAUGGUGCAGGAGGCCCCGGCCCCGAUUCGGCUGAGCGUGGGGCCCCGCAGAGCCGAGGGCCCCGGCCCAGUGCUGCAGCUCCAGGUGGAGGUGCUGGAGCCCGUGUACUCUCUGGAGCUGCGCUUCCGCGUGGAGGGACAGCUCUACGCACCCCUGGGGGCUGUGCACGUGCCCUGCCUGUGCCCCGGCCGCCCCGCCCACCCUUUGCUCCUGCCCCUGCAGCCCCGACGGCCGGCCCCCACGCAGCUGGAUGUGCGUGCCCUGUACACCACACCGGCUGGCCUCACCUGCCACGCCCACCUGCCACCGCUGCCUGUGAACUUCGCUGACCUCUUUCUGCCUUUCCCCCAGCCCCCCGAAGGGGCAGGGCUGAGCUUCUUUGAGGAGCUCUGGGACUCCUGCCUGCCAGAGGGCACCGAGAGUCGCCUGUGGUGCCCUCUUGGGCCUCAGGGGCUGGAGGCCUUAGUGUCCCGCCACCUGGAGCCCUUCGUGGUGGCUGCCCAGCCCCCCACAAGCUACCACAUAGCCAUCCGCCUGCCCCCAGACUCGAGGCUGCUGCUGCGGCUGGAGGCAGCCCAGGGGGAUGGAGUGCCCGUGGCCCUGAGGACCGACGACUGGGCUGUUCUGCCCCUGGCAGGGGACUACUUCCGUGGGCUGUCAGCUGCUGCCUGAGCCCUGGGGCCAAGCCAGGUGGGAGCAGUACCGCGGCCCUUGUAGGGUCUUGUUGAAUAGGGGUCGCUGAGGACCAGAACAUGAUCCUGUGGCUCCUCUCUUAAAAAAUCUACAUUCACCAACA
Molecule: messenger RNA, 2824 nt
Organism: Diceros bicornis minor
Lineage: Eukaryota; Metazoa; Chordata; Mammalia; Perissodactyla; Rhinocerotidae
Gene: AP5B1
Product: adaptor related protein complex 5 subunit beta 1
Exons: 3
Coding region: 58-2700 (880 amino acids)
Biological process (GO): endosomal transport
Cellular component (GO): lysosomal membrane; AP-type membrane coat adaptor complex
Source: RefSeq, a predicted model, not a curated record